Molecule: messenger RNA, 1464 nt
Organism: Diatraea saccharalis (sugarcane borer)
Lineage: Eukaryota; Metazoa; Arthropoda; Insecta; Lepidoptera; Crambidae
Source: the annotation of a GenBank genome assembly
GAAAUAAAGAAAACUAUAAUGUGUAGUGUAUAUGCCUCGCGGGGCGUGGAUGCGGGCGGUGUGCCGGGCGGGGAUGACGCAGGCGGUGGCGAGUGGGGCGGGGGUGGCGGCGGGCGCGGGCGCGAGUGUUCUACUGCACGCGUGCGGCGUACACUUGCUGUACUACAGCACGCCCGCGUUGCUGGGCCCGUUGUACGCCGCGCCCGCGUUAGCUGCCGCGCUGGAAGUGUUGAGCCGCGCGCGCACGUCCCCCCCACUAGUGCGCGGGUGGUGGGCGGGACGCGCGCACGCGGACGCGCUGGCGGCCGGCGCGGCGCUGCUGGUGGCGGCGUGCGCGCUGCUACGCCUCCGCUCCGGGUACGUGCCGCUGCUGUGGGCGCUACUCCCCACCGUAGCGGACCUCGCUGCCACCACCACAAGAGCCACCGACGUUGGGCGGGCAUGGUGGUGGGCGGGCGGUUACAUGGUCCCGGUCCUGCAGACCGGGUACCUUUGCCGGGAUUUCCUCGCCACUCUUGUACCGCUCGCCGGCCGCGCUGGCUCCUCACCCGUCCCUAUAGACGUGGUGAUGGCGUGCGUGGUGUCCUGUAUGGUGUUAUGGGUGUUCAGCUGGCUCGUGCCGCUCAUGGUGGCCUCCAGACAUCUGCGGCGUGGGCGGCGGGCCUGUGUGGGGCGGCGGCAUGCGCGUGGGCUGUGUGGGGGGCGGGGGAGGGGGGCGGUUACUCCCCGCGCGCCCCGCAGCGACUCAUGACCUUCCACGUGCGGAGAGACCACCACCACCACAACAACCACACACGCACUGAGACUUACUUCUGGGUGCCACAGCUGGACGACAACACUCUACACACGCUCAACAAACUAGGUCACAUAUCAAAUGAUAUAUCUUUGGAACACCGGCCGGGUUGGGUACCGUCGAACACAGUGGAGGAGUGUGAACGGUGGAUGUACUGCGGGGCGCCAUACUUCCUGCCCGUGCUGGGCCUCGUCCACCACGCGCACGCCCGCCCCGCCCCGCCCCACGCACACGCAACUCUAAUGCUCGCACACAACGCCACGCACGUGCACGGCUCGCUAUACCGCCUCACGCUCCACGUCACUGGUCCCCCGCACGUGGUGGUGAUAGUGUCGCCGGGUGCGGGCGGAGUGGUGGAGGGCAUGGAGGGCGUGGAGGGGGGAGCGGUGGAGGGGGCGCGGUGGGGUGAGCGGCGUACGUACUUCGUGUCACUGUACGCGGCGCGCGCGCACACGCAACCGCGCCGCACGCUCCACAUGACGAUAACACUGCCGGUGUCGGAUGAUCCGGAGCUGUGUCAGAUCUCAGUUUCCGGUCAUGGGAUGGGUGGUCCGCUGAGCGUGGAGCAGGAGGCGCUGAAGCAGUCGCUGCCAGAUACGGUUGCUCACUCGGGCUGGCCCGUACACCACCAUCUCUACACCAUAAACAAACCCACAGCUACUGCCACCUAG